UUGGCAUGGGUGGCGGCAUGGGUGGCGUUGGCGGCAGUAUGGCGCGAGCAUCCCUCAGUGGAGGCAUGAGCUCAUUCAGUAUGGCAGGAGGAGCAGGAGGUGCUGGUGUCAGGGUCUCCCAGGCCAGCAGGAGCUUCUCCUCUGGCGGCUUCGGUGCAGGUGCAGGAUUCGGUGCAGGUGGAGGUUUUGGUGCAGGUGGAGGUUUUGGUGCAGGUGGAGGUUUCGGUGCAGGGGGAGGAUUCGGUGCAGGUGGAGGAUUCAGCGGAGGAAUGGGGAUGGAGGACAACCUCAUCGGCAACGAGAAGUUCACCAUGCAGAACCUGAACGACCGCCUGGCCACCUACCUGGCCAAGGUGGCGGCACUGGAGAAGGCCAACGCCGAGCUGGAGCUGAAGAUCAGGCAGUUUGUGGAGAGCAAGGUCGGCCCCACCACCAGAGACUACAGCGCCUACUUCGCCACCAUCGCAGAGCUGCAGGGCAAGAUCCAGGACGCCAUCAUCGCCAAGGGAACCGUCAUUCUGAGCAUCGACAACGCCAAGCUGGCUCAGGACGACUUCAGGGUCAAGUUUGAGAACGAGCUGUCCAUGCGUCAGUCGGUGGAGGCCGACAUCUCCGGGCUGAAGAUGCUGCUGGGAGAACUGGGCGUGGCCAAGACCGACCUGAGCAUGCAGAUAGACAGCCUGAAGGACGAGCUGAUGUCCAUGAAGAAGAACCACGAGGAGGACCUGAUGGCCAUGCGGACUCAGAUGAGCGGCCAGGUGAACGUGGAGGUGGACGCCGCUCCUCAGGAGGACCUCAACAAGGUCAUGGAGGAGAUCAGAGAGCACUACGAGACCGUCGCCGCCAAGAGCCGCAGAGACCUGGAGGCCUGGUUCAAUUCCAAGUCGGAAGCCCUCACUAAGGAGGUGGCGACCGCAGAGAUGACGCUGAAGUCUUCGACCUCGGAGGUGAAGGAGGUGAAGAGUCAGCUUCAGGCUCUGGAGAUCGAGCUGCAGUCACAGCUCAGCAUGAAAGCCUCUCUUGAAGGGACUCUGGCUGAGAUCCAGAGCCGCUACGCCAUGCAGAUGAACGGAUUCCAGAUGCAGGUGAGCAGCAUGGAGGAGCAGCUGGUGCAGCUGAGGGCCGACCUGGAGAGGCAGGGACAGGAGUACCAGAUGCUGCUGGACAUCAAGACCAGACUGGAGAUGGAGAUCGCCGAGUACAGGAGGCUGAUGGACGGAGAGGGAGUCGGCUCUUCAGGCAUGUCCACCACCACCACCACCAAAGUCCUCACAAAAGUCACCGAGUAGACCAUCUGACACCAAUCACACGUCUGUCUGAUCCGGGGGCGGAGUCACAUCUCAACCUAUCACCUGUCUGCAUGCUGAGUCAGGGAACACCUCCACCUGAUCAAAAGCUUUUCUCAUAUUUAUCCCUUCACUAUUUUUCUGCUGCAGUUUGAACCAUGAUCCCAGACUUGAGCUGGAGGGGAAACUUUAAACUUCCUUGAUAGUUUUGGUUGGUGUCAUCAUCAUCGCCAUGACAACUAAACGUCUGUCUGAUGUUUCAAGGAAUAAAACUCAACAAA
This is a messenger RNA of Seriola aureovittata, 1567 nucleotides long. Its product is annotated as keratin, type I cytoskeletal 13-like. Gene Ontology annotation, molecular function: structural molecule activity. Bases 6 to 1289 code for a protein of 427 amino acids. The transcript is spliced from 8 exons. NCBI's taxonomy places the organism in Eukaryota, Metazoa, Chordata, Actinopteri, Carangiformes, Carangidae. The record is from RefSeq and is a predicted model, not a curated record.